ACAAGAACCCUCCCCCUCUGUGCUGGAGACUGGCUGAACAGCAACACAGACUCACAGAGCAAGUAAGACCGAGAGCAGAGGAAAGAGAGAGAGAGAGGGUGUGUGUGUGAGAGAGACAGAGAACGAGAGAGAGAGAGAGAGGGAGGAAAAAAGGGGGUGGCAACCAAGUUACAAAACGGUGGAGUGUAAUGGGGACCUUCUGGAGUUAGCCUCCCAUGUUGGAAGUGAAGAAGAGAAAGAACAGAGGAAACAUCAGGAGAACUCUCAAGGAGAGAAGACUGGGGAGAGGAGACAUCAGGAGGACAGAGGACAGGAGAAGACUGGAGAGGAGAGAAGGAGAGGAGACACGUGGAGAAGAGAGAGAAGAGAACAGACGCCUGAAAAGUAGCAGGAGAGGAGAGAAGAGGAGAAGAGAGGAGAAGCCUGAAAAUGUGGAGAGAGGACAGGAGAGGAAAGUAGAAAAGAAGAGAGCGAAGAGGAGACACGUGAAGAGGACAACGAGGAGAGGUGGAGAAAAAAAAGAAAAGAAAAGAAAAGAAAAGAGGAGUGGAGAGAAGAGAAGACUGAAAAGGGGAGAGGAGAGGAGCAGGUCUACCAGACUCGGGGAGAGCGAGAGAGAGGAUCCAUUCAGGAAUCUUGCAGCUGAGGGUGGGUGAGCUCGGAGACCCAGCCAGCUCAGCUCCACGCCCUCGCCUGGACUCCACACACACACACACACACACACACACACACACACACACGCUUAUCACACCCACCAACGACCAGCCAGCCCACAGUCCACCUCUAAGAGAUUGCUGGAGGCACAGAGAGAGUGAAGAGAUUACAUGAGGUGAGGCUCACAGCACAGAGAAGGAAAACAAAGUGGAAGAAGAACUGGAUUGAAGAAAACAACAAAAAGGAAAGAGGAGGAAAAGAGAGAAAGGAGGAGGGGAGAGGCAGCACAAGUAGAGGCGCUGAAGCGAAAGGACACAGUGCACAAGUAGCAGGGAGGGAGGAGACAGACAGACACACACACGAGACACAGAGAGAAAGAGAGCACAGGAGGAGGAGAGUCAGAUAAGGAAGGAAGGAUAUAAGAAAAGGAGAGAGAGAGAGAGAAAGACAAAAAGAAAGACAGAGGUGAAAGACAGAGGUGACAGACAGAGGGGAAAAUGGAAAGUGCCCUGGUGGCAUGGGCGCACCGGAACACGGCGCUGGCGGUGGCGGGCUUCGCCGUGGCCUUCCGCUGCACUCACCACCUGCUGAGGAACCUGCCGCUGCCCAAGGUGGUGAGGAUCGACGCCUUCCGCACCUGGAAGUGGAGGAACCUGUCCGUGUCCAUGGUGCACUCCCUGCUCACCGGCAUCUGGGCCGUCACCAGCUUGAUCCUGGAGCCUGACAUGGUGCACAAAAUCUACGACUUCUACACGCCCUUGUCCUACCUGCUCGUCUGUGUGUCCUCAGGCUACUUCGUACAGGAUGCAUGUGACAUCAUCUUCACAGGCCAUGCCAGAGGCUCAUGGGAGUUCUUGCUUCACCACUUCCUGGUGCUAUGCUCCUUCCUAUACACCCUGUUCUCCUGGCAUUACGUGGCGGGGGCUGUCGUCGCCCUGCUGGUGGAGGUCAACAGCGUCACCUUGCACAUGCGUCUGAUGCUGAAGCUGGCCGAAGCGCAGCACACUCCCCUCUACAAGGCCAACAGGCUGCUCAACGUCUUCACCUACGUCUUCUUCCGCCUCAGCGCCCAGUUCUACCUCACCUGGUACAUCCACUACAACUACCAUGUGCUGGACCAGGCCGCCUACUUCAUGGUGACGAUGGUCCUCAUGAACAUCAUGAUCCUGAUCUACUUCUACAGGCUGAUACGGGCCGACUUCUUCCCACGCAAGAAGAGGCACGCUGAGCAGAAUGGCAGUGCUCACGGAGGCGACAGCAGCAACACCAGGUUCCUCAAUGACUGAGGACUGAGGAAAAUGUUUUAAGAAGCCCAAAUAACAAGAGACAAUGUGUGUUUGCGUGUUGUGUGUGUGUGUUUGUGUGUGUGUGUGUGUGUGUGUGUGUGUGUGUGUGUGUGUGUGUGUGUGUGUGUGUGUGUGUGUGUGUGUGUGUGCGUGUGCGUGUGCAUGUGGUGAUGAGGAAAUGUGGAAGGGGGUGUUUUUUGUUAGAGAGAGUGUGUGUGUGUGUGUGUGUGUGUGUGUGUGUGUGUGUGUGUGUGUGUGUGUGUGUGUGUGUGUGUGUGUGUGUGUGUGUGUGUGUGUGUGUGUGUGUUUCUAUGUGUGCAUUUGGUUUCCCCGGAGGUCCCAAACAAUGUGUUGCCAUGACUCCCCGACACGCUCUGAGCCUUCUCCCCACUGACGUCAAGAAAAGCCCUCUGGACCUGACUCAGCCAAUCACGUGCAGUAUUUGUGACUGAUGAACACUGAACAGUUAACUUCUGCUAUGUUUACAUAAAUGAUUGACUACAAACUGAACAAUUGAAAUAUCCCUGGACAUACUGUACUGGUUUCUCUCUGAUAUGAAAUAGCGAAGAGGACGGCUACCAGGUCACAUGAUAUCAUCUAAUACAGGCCGAGAAGCUGUUUUUGUAUGUUUUUAAUCGGCGCAGACUUCAGGUAGUUUUUCCACAACACAUGACGCCCGACACAGGCUGAGACACUGUUGAUCGGCCCAAACUCACCAUUAAAUCAUGCAGAAGACUGGUAGGUCUAUGUCUUAAAGACUGUGAUUUGCCCACAUCUCUACAUGUUUUUGUACAUUUUUACCUCCACCAAGGAGGUUCUGUAAUCGUCCCGUUUAUGUGUUCUCUCAUAUAUUUGUGCGUUCAUUCGCGGUGCGUAUGUGUUUCUGUCCACCCAAGGGCGUAGGUGUAUGUGCUCUCUGAGCACAUUUCUAGUUAAUCUUUGCUUUUGGGCUUGACCAGGCCUUGUGUGUUUGUCUGUAAUUUUUAAUUUGAGACACUCAGAUGUGUUAGACAUUCAGCUGUGUUGUUACUUAUGGUCGCUUGUUUUUUUAAUGUAAUGAAUAAAGUCAUGGCUUGACACUUUUUAAAAAAUGAA
This is a messenger RNA of Engraulis encrasicolus (European anchovy), 3035 nucleotides long. It is a transcript of the gene tlcd1, whose product is annotated as TLC domain containing 1. Gene Ontology annotation, biological process: phospholipid homeostasis; plasma membrane organization; membrane assembly. The transcript has 4 exons. The record is from RefSeq and is a predicted model, not a curated record. The coding region runs from base 1152 to 1940 and encodes 262 amino acids. Gene Ontology annotation, cellular component: plasma membrane. NCBI's taxonomy places the organism in Eukaryota, Metazoa, Chordata, Actinopteri, Clupeiformes, Engraulidae.